AUGUUCCACGUCCGCGGUCCGACUGGGGACUACGGACCAAGUGCUUGCCUCAAGCUCUUGCCACGAACAGAACCAUGUCGCGAAAACAAGGUGGGACAAUUGAAAGAGCGCUUUCGCGACUGUCGAAUUGCUUUUGGCCAAUCGAGGCGAUGCGAAGUUGAAUGCAAACUUGCCGUUCACUCUUCACGUCGUGGCCAGAUGCAACCGUAA
This is a messenger RNA of Protopolystoma xenopodis, 210 nucleotides long. The record is from the annotation of a GenBank genome assembly. Lineage: Eukaryota; Metazoa; Platyhelminthes; Monogenea; Polystomatidea; Polystomatidae.